Molecule: messenger RNA, 2883 nt
Organism: Adelges cooleyi (spruce gall adelgid)
Lineage: Eukaryota; Metazoa; Arthropoda; Insecta; Hemiptera; Adelgidae
Exons: 3
Coding region: 67-2883 (938 amino acids)
Source: RefSeq, a predicted model, not a curated record
UUAAAGUUUGAUAUUUUAGUGUUGUUUUUGGCAAGUACGAAAAUUAUAAACAAUAGUUGUGACGAAAUGCUUCAGCGCAAGGAAUUGCAGAUAAAAUUCUUACAGACCGUCAACAGAAUCCCUACACUGGAACAGAACUUCAAUCAGGUUCCCGAAUCAGAUAUUAGUGCCAUGCUAAGCUUGGUAGAACAUGAUAUGAAUGGGGCCAAGCCUGUGAGCUACCUGAAGAAAGUGUGGUCGCUGAGUUGCACAUAUGGUCACGUCACGCUCUAUGUAUUGUACCAUUUAAUCGACAUGCAGAGUAAGGGUCAAUCUAUCGAUCAGACGUUAUUAUAUCAUUACAAGAAUUGCAUGCAUCACAUGCUCCAGGUACUGUACUUAGCCGACAGUUUUACGUACCGGGAAAUGUGGUACGUAGCGAUAACGUUGGACGCUGUCAUACGAAAUAAACACAGUUUGGGUAAUAUAAAAUUUACGGGAAUGACCGCUUCAUUGAUUGGUCCUUUGACGCAUAGAUGCAUGACUGAUCAACUAUCAAGUAAGAUUGACCUGCUCGCCCAAUUUGCAGGAAAGUUCGAUUUCGUCUCUUAUAACCGCCAGCUGGGCACCCAACUGAUGUUGUCCGAAGGCCACCCAAUAUUCAUGGCAGAUCUAUAUCGUGGAGAUGAUCAAUUUGAAAUUUACCAGCUAAUUUGGGACAAUAAUCGAGACUAUACGAAUUUUGCUCCACCUGACAGUUGGUUUCCGUCAUACGACCACAAGCAUUUGCGGACGAUUUAUGAAAAAGUCGCUCUGAUAUGGAAAUCCGACUUUUACUCUAUACAGAGAUACACGGACAGUGUACGAAACCUUGUUCUGAUGGUUACGUACUACGCUCUUCUGUUGCAUUGUCAUUACUUGCAGAUGACGUGGUACAUUGUAUUCGAGCGGGUCAAAUCGUUCAGCCCACCUAGUAAACAAAAAGAAAUGGAGACCGACAUAACUGCGCUGCUGCGGAUUCCGUUAUUUUUAGUCGAGACAAUUAUGCAGAAUUUGCACUUUUCGGAAGAAACAGAAUACUUGAAUGAUAUAAAAUACAAUCUCACAUACCACGAGAACGCCGAUCGAAAAGCGUUCAAUCAGUUCAUCGAUCGACUGUUGCAUCGAUACAAUUUCUACGCCGAACAUUUUGAGGCGAAACUAAAUGAUUAUUCCGUAAUUAAAGUGAAGUUUUUAGUACCAAACCAAAUGGACUUGUACCUCUUAAAGACAACACUACUGGAAUUUACUAAAAUACUGGACAGCUAUUACGAAACCGUCAAACGGACUUUAUCGCCAACGAGUUUUCACGUAAUCGAAUAUUUUACGGCUACAAAACCGGUAUUUGUCAAUUUGAAGACGCCGCAAGACCCGAAUCCCUCUUUAACCAAACCUACUACUGUUAUUUCAAAAAUUAGCUGUACAACAAAUAUAACUGUAAUCGAACAUGAGCAGGACUGGGAAACGCAUAUGCAUUUUUUGAGGAUAUUGAAUAGAAUCCCCACGUUGGAUAAAAAUCCAAAGGAAAUGAAGAUUUCCGAAUUAGACGCUAUGACAAAAGGCGCAAAAAAAGAAGAUUUGAUGAUUUCCUUGAUACCCCCUAGUUAUCGAAGAAAAGUAAAAGUGUUAAAUUGCUCGUACGGGUAUGUCUUUCUAAAUAUGUUGUAUCACAUAAACGAUUUAUACCGGAACGAAAGAAUGGACGAAGAAAAACAUUUUUACUUGCUUAGAUACAUAAAAUGCGCGCACCGCUUUGUGUCGGUCAUGUACGCGUCGAAGAGCUUAAUAUACCGAGAGUUGUGGAUCGCAGUAAUUACUUUGGACGCCAUUAGACAUGGUAAAAUGGGUAUGAAUGAUUUUAGGUUCGACAAAUUAGUGUUGAACAUUAUAGUCGCCAUAAAAAAAUGCUACAAUGAAAACCUAAUAACUAACCUUAUUCCAACCUACAAUGAGUUGGUCGAAAAAGGAUCAUACGAUUUAGCAACCUACAACGACCAGCUCUUGGCCAAAUUGAUGUUGUCUGAUGGCAGCGAAGACUUUAUGAUGAACCUGUACUACAGUGAAGAACGAUUCGACAUUUUCAAAUUCUUUUGGGAUGCCGAUGGCAACUACACGAACUUGGCUCCUCCGGUUAGCUGGUUUCCGUUGUACGACGACAAGCAUUUGAGGACAGUCAAUGAAGACGUUGCGUUUAAUUGGGAACGCUGCUUUUAUAUCAUAAUCCGGUACAAAGAGGCCGUCAUUAAUCUUGUUAUGAUGGUCACGUAUUAUGCUUUGCUUUUGCACUUUCACUAUUUGGAAUCUACACGGUCAAGCAUAACAGAGCCGGUUAAAUCCGACGAUUUCAAGGCGUGGGGGCGAAUUCCUUUACCUCUGGUCAAGGUCAUUUAUCGUGAUUUAAAUAUCCUCGAAGACAACAGUUGUCUCGUCGGAGAAAUAGAAAAUUACCUUGCCGUUAGCGACAACACCGACCGGACUUCGUUUAACGCUUUCAUUAAUCGUCUGUUGGUACGAUAUAAUUUCUACACCACACAAUUAGACUUGAAACAAAUGGAUUAUUCCAUGAUGACGAAGAAGUUUUCGGUGCCAGGCCAUAUGGAAUCGGCUGUCUUGAUAAGCAAACUAUUGGAAAUUGUCCAAAUACUGAACGCUUAUUAUGAAACCGUCAAAAGAACAUUUUUACCAACCACUUUUCGCGCUAUCGAAUAUUUUGCCUACUCCAAACCGGAUGGUAUUAAUUUCGAGAAAUCACAAGACCCGAAUCAACUGCAUAGUACCAUAACAUACAAUUACGACAAACGAAAGACUAAAAGGCAAUUGUUUAAGCAAACGGAAAGCUCCAUAUUUCAUGAAAGUAAAGACUAA